AUGUCAAAAGAUAAGGUUCAGUUCCUGGAGCUAUCCGAGUCUUCGUUGGCCAAUCUUCAGCAUCUUGACUUUGAUAGUUUGCUGACUGUGUGGACUACUUUGACCAAAUCAUCACAUUUCAUCAAGAAUGGCAAGCGACUAGAAAAUAUAUCCUGGCGUGUGGUCAAUCGGAACGUUCUUUUGCACCAGACACGGCUGGACUCAAAGGAUUUCAACACACUAGUGUCCAUUUCACAAAAUAAAGGCUUUUCGCAGCCAUUCUUGGCUGGAACAAAGCAGAAAAAGCUGGACAAUGGACAGAAGGCUUUGCAGAGUCAACCUCAAGGGGUGCAAACUCAUGAUCAAGCAUCACAGAAUGCACAUAAUACGCACAAUACCCAAGCCUUGCACACUACGCAUGCACAUACACAGACCCUACAGAAUCAUGACUCACCCUCACAAACGCAGACCCGAUCUUCUCAGGCACGAGCACACAUCCAGACUGCUGAACAGAUUGCGCAAACUCAUGGAGUGAAUCAGCUGUUCUCGCCGAAAGCAGGGCCCAAAAGUCCCCAGCCGACGAGGCCUACAGUGGAGAGAACAAACACGUCAACCUCGAUAGUCCGCGGAUUCUCCCCACGGGCUAGUAAUAGCAUGUUCUAUAUCGAGAGUUCUCCCUCUCCUGUGGAAAGCGAUUUAAUUGAUUCUAUAGACAGGCUGACAUUGGAAGCAGGACCUUCUGAGCAGAGGCAGAAGGAUUUUGAGUCCCACCACCAACAGCACAGGAUAACUACAAGCAACGUGGACAAAUUGCGAGUGUUGCAACAGCAACAGCAACAUCAGCAGCACCAGCACCAGCAACAGCACCAGCAGGACCAUCACCACCAGUCUCAACUCUUCGCGAAUACUGCUAGCACGGUCCGUCCAAUUAGCCCGGGGUCUGAAAUUCAAAGCAAUAAGUCGCUUUUCGGCAACAAUAACGAUCCAAAGGCCAAAGUAAUGUUCUCAUCUGACGACGACUUCUCGGAUGGGUCUGACUGGUCGUCUUUGAGCGAGGAGGAGUUUGACGAUUCCGAUGAGGAAAACCAGUCAAAGCUUGAGUUUGAGAAAACGAAGCAGGAGGAGCCGGUGAUCAGGCGAAGUUUGUUGUCUGGGCUGUUCUUGAAUGACUUGAAUGCCCAGAAUCAGAAUCAUUCUCAGCCUCAGAGUCAGAGUCAGAGUCAGAGUCAGAGUCAGAGUCAGCAACAGCCACGCCAUCAGCAAAGUGUGAAUCCAAAUGGACCCGAAUUGCCUAAAAAGCUGUUCCAGGAUGAGAAGUCCCGCAGCAAGGAGAGGCGUGCUGAAAGAUCGGAGAGAUCUCCAGAACAUUCUGAGAAGCAUGAAAAAUCGUCUGAAAGAUCAUCUGAUAAACCUCUUUCUCCGGAGUUCCACGCGAGCUCAUUAGAAAUCACCUCUCACAGAGUCACCACUACUUCCUCGUCCCACGUUAAUGCGUCUGCAACGCCGACAAUGCCGUCUGUUUCAAAGAGCGCAAUCAAUCUGGCUUCCUUCUUUGCCAAUUCUCGAAGACCUAACAAUGCCGACUCCAAACACCAAUCGAAUGCUCCACCAACAGCAGCCACUCUUCUUCCAACAGCCCUUUCCACGCAUAUGUUCUUGCCUACCCAGCAACACCAUCGUGGACAUACGCCAGCAGCGGUUCCACAGAGAGCUCGCAUGAUAAAAUCGCCAAAGCAGAUGCCUGUUGUGGAUCCACAACAGUCUCAUCACCAAGCCCAACCGGUUGAGAACGGAAAUCUCUCUCCUCGCACCCAACGCAGGCAGAUGAUCUCGACUGAAUUAUCUGAGUCUUUGCGAAAAUCCAUCGUUUGGGAACGUAGUAUGAUGAUGCGUUCUGAUGAAAACAAAAACCCAGCGGCUGCAAGACCCCCGGCAUCGCGAAAGGCAUCUCGCGAACGCAGGCCAGCUACUCCGAAAGUUACUCCGAAAUUGCAGCAGCAUGGGUUCAAGAAUAAUCAUCAAGAGUCCGAAGGAGUUGAAGCACUAUCCCUGAACGGCCCCGGAUUGCAUGCUGCCGAAGUUGAGGAGGAAAAGACCUCAAACAUAAUCGUCAGCGGGGUUUUAGGGCGCCAGAAGAAUCCCUUAAUUGAGAUUGAUUCGCCGCUCGUGAACUCGGCCAAUAGGCGGCAGGGCGUCCACUACGUGGAUGUUGAAGUACCUGUUAAAGGCGACGAUGACUGGGAUAACGAUAAUUACCAUGCAAGGGGAUGGUAG
This is a messenger RNA of Kuraishia capsulata CBS 1993, 2253 nucleotides long. RefSeq lists its product as uncharacterized. Gene Ontology annotation, biological process: regulation of nitrogen utilization; mitochondria-nucleus signaling pathway; negative regulation of transcription by RNA polymerase II. The transcript has a single exon. NCBI's taxonomy places the organism in Eukaryota, Fungi, Ascomycota, Pichiomycetes, Pichiales, Pichiaceae. Gene Ontology annotation, cellular component: cytoplasm. The record is from RefSeq and is a predicted model, not a curated record. Bases 1 to 2253 code for a protein of 750 amino acids.